AAAUAUAUUCAUUCUUCCUUCCUGUGAUUUAGUUUCCUUUCAUAUUCUGUAUAUACAUACAAUACAUACAUCACACGUUUCCCCCCUUACAUUUUAAAUCCAUAAAUCAAUCAAUCAAAUCGCGCAUUUUCCGGUCACCGCAAUUAUCUCCGAUCGCCGGCAAUCUCUCACUACGCACACAGGUGGAUAUUCCUGUGUAUGGAGGAGUUGAUUUAUUGGGGGAGAAGCUUUCGCCACUAAUAUUGCUUCUUGUUCAUAUUUUAGAUUUCAUAUAAACAUGAAACUGGACCCCCAUAAAUCAAUGUCUGCAUAUCCUAAGACGAUUCUACCAAUUGCAGCUUCAGUGGGGGGACUUGCCUUCUUUUUGGCUUUUGCUUCCUUGCUUCUAGUCUACCAGCCAAUUGGUACUAAAGUUAGUGGGUAUUUUUAUAAUGUAGAUCAAGCCCCCAAAAUUGCUAUCGUGUCGUCUUACAAUGAAACUAGUAUAAUAGAGAACCCGGUGAGUGAUACAGAAACAAAAGGGAAGAUUGUUGAAUCAAAUACCAGCAACACUAUUGAUUCAGGUCUUGAAAAGACUAUCGACUCAGAAUCUAAAAAGACUGCCGAUUCAAGUAAAGACAAGACCAUUGACUCAGAUACUAAAACAAAUGCCGAUUCAAGUAAUGACAAGACUAUUGAUUCAAAUACCCAACCGAGUGCUGAUUCAGCUCCUGACAGGACCGUUGAUUCAGAUACUAAAACGACUAUUGAUUUAGGUCCCGAUAAGAUUGUUGAUUCAGAUGUUAAAAUGUCCACUGAUUUAAAUGCUGAUGAAACUGCUGAAUUAGAUACCAACAAGACUGUUGAUUUAGAUGUGAACAAGACUGUUGAUUUAGGUAUCAACAAGACUCCUGAUUCGACUACCAAAAAGAUUGUAGAUUCAGGCUGUGAUUUGUAUCAUGGGAAAUGGGUUUAUGAUUCAGCUGGACCGCUAUACUCAAACAACUCAUGCCCUGUGUUAUCACAGAUGCAGAACUGCCAAGGAAAUGGUAGGCCCGACAAGGACUAUGAGAAUUAUCGAUGGAAACCCACUGAAUGUAACCUCCCCAGGUUUGACCCCAAAGGGUUUUUGGACUUAAUGAGAGGAAAGACGUUAGCAUUCAUAGGUGACUCGGUUGCCAGAAAUCAGAUGGAGUCGAUGUUAUGCAUACUUUGGCAGGCUGAAGUCCCAAUAAACCGUGGGAAUAAAAGAAUGCAGCGUUAUUAUUUCCGAUCAACAUCCACCACAGUUAUUAGGAUAUGGUCAUCGUGGCUUGUUCAUAAAACAACGGAGAAAUUUGAUUUUGCUCCCGAUGGUGUAGACAAGCUCCAUCUUGAUGCCCCAGAUGAAAAUUUCAUGGAUGUCAUUCCCAGCAUUGAUGUUCUUGUACUUUCCUCGGGUCACUGGUUUGCAAAACGAUCCGUUUACAUUUUAAAUAACGAGAUCGUGGGUGGACAGUUAUGGUGGCCUGAUAAUUCUCGCAAGAAGAAAAUCGAUAGUACUGAAGCUUUUGAGAUAUCUGUAGCAACCAUUAUAACUUCCCUUGUGACAAACCCUGACUACAAAGGUUUGACCGUGGUGCGUUCAUAUUCACCUGAUCACUAUGAAGGUGGAGCUUGGAAUACAGGCGGGUCAUGCACUGGCAAGGUCAAACCUGCAGUGGAUGGUAACUUAGUCGAGAGUGGGUUCACAAAUACAAUGCAUGACAAACAAGUAUCAGGCUUUAAUCGUGCUACAAAGAAUAUAACUAAUAAAUCACGGGUGGCAUUUAUGGACAUCACAAAAUCGUUUGCUUAUCGGCACGAUGGCCAUCCGGGCCCAUACCGGAGCCUUGACCCAAAUAAGAUUACAAAAAGGAGUGCGGAUGGGCGACCGCCGCCACAGGAUUGUUUACAUUGGUGUAUGCCAGGCCCAAUCGAUACAUGGAAUGAGUUUUUGUUGGAGACCAUAAGAAGAGACUUUGAGGCCUGAGGGUUCAUGAGAUGAUGAUUUUUAGACAGUCUUAGAGGAUUCCAUAUACAGGGUAUAGAGCAUGAACCAGUUCAGUUGUACCAUGUUGUAACAGGCUGCUGCUAAUAUAUUAAGUUUAACUUUUCAUUGUUUCAUAUAUAUGUUGAUAAAUUAUGAUAUGAGUUCCUUAGUUUUACUAAGUUUUAUACAAGUAUCUGAUCACUUAAAUUA
This is a messenger RNA of Erigeron canadensis, 2200 nucleotides long. Its product is annotated as protein YLS7. The transcript is spliced from 5 exons. Gene Ontology annotation, cellular component: Golgi apparatus. The record is from RefSeq and is a predicted model, not a curated record. NCBI's taxonomy places the organism in Eukaryota, Viridiplantae, Streptophyta, Magnoliopsida, Asterales, Asteraceae. Gene Ontology annotation, molecular function: O-acetyltransferase activity. The coding region runs from base 278 to 1990 and encodes 570 amino acids.